CCAGCAAGUCUCUGCGCCUGCGCCAGGAGGAGGAGGCCGUGACAGGAGACCCUUCAAGUUGAGGUUACAGGAGGUUAUACAACACAACUCUCAUUGUACUUUUGCGUUAUAAGUGUUGUUUUCAGUCGGAUACAGAACCAUGAAUCCCGAUAUUAUGAAAGAGCGGCAAAACGCCAGUUUUAACGUCGAGAAACUGACCAACAUUCUGGACGGAGGCCCUGAAAAGACCAGAAGAAGGAGAGAAAUAGAGUCACUGGUUGUCAGCGACCCGGACUUUAAGGAGGAGGACCCAAACUUCCUGUCCCGCAGUGAGCGCUAUGACCAGGCUGUUAGAAAAAGUGCCCAGAUGAUCCUGAAGCUCAGAGAGUAUGGCAUUGCAGACCCAGAUGAGAUCUACUGCUAUAAGAAUUUGGCUAAAGGCAGCUACCACGAGGCCAUGGGGAUACACUUUUCUAUGUUCCUCCCGACCCUGUACAACCAGUGUGACCCUCAACAGUCCAAGAAAUGGUUACCUCUGGUAGACUCCGCCCAAGUCUUGGGCACAUAUGCCCAAACCGAGCUGGGUCACGGCACACACCUCAGGGGGCUGGAGACCACAGCCACAUAUGACCCAGCCACGCAGGAGUUUGUCAUGAACAGUCCCACAAUCAGCUCCAUCAAAUGGUGGCCUGGAGGACUUGGAAAGACCUCAAACCAUGCCAUAGUUCUGGCCCAGCUUUACACUCAAGGAAACUGCCACGGUCUGCAUGCUUUCAUCACACAAAUCCGCGACAUGACCACACACGUACCCCUGCCAGGUAUUGUGGUUGGAGAUAUCGGCCCCAAGUUUGGCUUUAAUGAAGUUGACAACGGCUUCCUGAAACUAGAGAACGUACGAAUCCCACGGGAUAACAUGCUGAUGAAAUACGCCAAGGUGGAGCCAGAUGGAACCUAUGUGAAGCCACCAAGUGCCAAGCUGACCUACGGCACCAUGGUGUUCAUCCGCUCCAUGAUCGUAGGCGAGUCAUCUCGGGCCCUCUCCAAAUCCUGCAUCAUCGCCAUCCGCUACAGUGCUGUUCGACACCAGUCUGAAAUCCGCAAGGGAGAGCCAGAGCCUCAGAUCAUGGAUUACCAGACGCAGCAGUACAAGCUGUUCCCUCUGCUGGCUACGGCCUAUGCUUUCCAUUUUGUCGGCCAGUAUAUGAGACAGACCUACCACCGCAUCAGUGGAGACAUCAACGAGGGGGACUUCAGUCAACUGCCUGAGCUACAUGCCACGUCAGCGGGUCUGAAGGCUUUUACCACGUGGGCAGCCAACUCUGGCAUCGAGGUGUGCCGCAUGUCAUGCGGUGGCCACGGCUACUCUCGCAGCAGCGCCUUGCCGGACAUCUACGUCGACUUCACCCCUACAUGCACCUACGAAGGGGAGAACACGGUCAUGAUGCUGCAGACUGCAAGAUACCUGGUGAAGUGCUACCGUCAGGCUAAGGCAGGACAGCAGCUGAGCGGCAUUGUGUCAUAUCUGAAUGAAGCAAAGCAUCUGAGGGUCCAGCCCCAGCCCGUCGCUGCCAGACCAACCGUGGUCGACAUAAACGACCUGGCUACCCUGGUGGAGGUCUACAAACAACGAGCUGCCAUUCUAGUUGAGCUGGCAGCUAAGAGCAUCCAGCAGGAGUUGCAGCGCAGGAAGAGCCAGGAGGACGCCUGGAACAACAGUGCUAUUGACCUGGUCAGAGCCUCAGAUGCCCACUGUCACUAUGUUGUCGUGAAGCUCUUUACUGACAGGCUGGGGGAGAUCGGUGACACUGCGAUACACUCAGUGCUGUCGACCCUGGCUCUGCUCUACGCCCUGCAUGGCAUCACAAAUAACUCUGGAGACUUCCUACAGGCUGGAUUGCUGAAUGUGCCCCAGGUGAUGCAGGUUUCUACUCGUAUCAAGGAGCUGCUGUCCCAACUGAGGCCCAACGCUGUUGCGCUGGUCGAUGCCUUUGACGUCCACGACAGGAAGCUGAAUUCGGUCCUGGGACGAUAUGAUGGGAACGUCUACGAGAACAUGUUCGAGUGGGCUCGCCGCUCACCUCUAAACGCCACAGAGGUCCAUGAAUCCUUCCACAAGUACCUGAAGCCCCUGCGGUCCAAACUGUGAACUGACCCCCCUUGCACCUUGAUUCCUGGCUGCGAGCCUUCAACUCUGUGUAUACAGGCACAACCUUAACCACAUUACCACCACCUUCCCUACUCUACUCUCUCUAUAUGUGGUCAAGUUGAACACCAUAAUCAGCCACUCUAAAGGCCAUGGUAUACUGUAACAUGAUGGAGCUGUAUACAUUGUUCUCUUGGGUGAUGGGGGAUGAUGGAGGUGAGCUGUAAGCAGGGCGGACAACCUAAAACAAUCUGAAGACGAUGCAGCUAAUGAUUUAAGGAGAAUGAAAGCAAAACCAGGAAUGAAAAUUUGAUCUAAAAAUCUCUAAUGAAAUCAAAAAAUAGCUUCAAGAAUACUGAAAACAAUCACGUAUUUGCAGUUUUAGAUGACCAUGUUUUCUCUAGAGAAAUUCCAUUGUGAAGUGUCUUAGUAUUUCAUUUUCCCCCCCAUCUUUUGUUCACUUUCUGCUGCGUGCCUGAUGGCUCCUCUGUGCAAGCCAGCCAAGAUAGAAAUGCCUAACAAGAACAGAAUGUCAUUAUGAACGUUACAUAAUGUUAGAGCGUUUUAUGUUAGGAACAAACCAACAGCAAAAGCAUUUUGGUUGUUUCCCCUGACGACGAGGACCAAGAAAGACACUGUGCUGUCUGUUAUAAUUGUUAUCCACGACCUUUAUUAAUUGCUUUAGGCAUCAAGAAGGAAUUAUACAAGGUUGAUGCAACUUUUCUUCUUCAACCCCCAUACCUUCCAUACCUGUGAAUAAUGGUGUAAUAUGACUGACUUAAAAGACAGCCAUAAUCUAGUUUGCACUGGA
This is a messenger RNA of Sebastes umbrosus (honeycomb rockfish), 2933 nucleotides long. It is a transcript of the gene acox1, whose product is annotated as acyl-CoA oxidase 1, palmitoyl. The record is from RefSeq and is a predicted model, not a curated record. Gene Ontology annotation, molecular function: FAD binding; fatty acid binding. Gene Ontology annotation, biological process: very long-chain fatty acid metabolic process; lipid homeostasis; fatty acid beta-oxidation using acyl-CoA oxidase. Lineage: Eukaryota; Metazoa; Chordata; Actinopteri; Perciformes; Sebastidae. The transcript is spliced from 14 exons. Gene Ontology annotation, cellular component: peroxisome. Bases 140 to 2125 code for a protein of 661 amino acids.